Molecule: messenger RNA, 2493 nt
Organism: Lethenteron reissneri (Far Eastern brook lamprey)
Lineage: Eukaryota; Metazoa; Chordata; Hyperoartia; Petromyzontiformes; Petromyzontidae
Product: phosphatidylcholine transfer protein-like
Molecular function (GO): phosphatidylcholine binding; phosphatidylcholine intramembrane carrier activity
Source: RefSeq, a predicted model, not a curated record
UGCACGUGUCGCGGUUCACGGCGGUGGCGACGUCCGUGAACCCGGCAGUAGUCGUGGCGGUAUCAGCGGCGGCUCACGACUCGCUCCCUCGCCUCCUCCGCCACCACCACAACCACCACCACACAGCACACCACCACAACCACACAGCACUCCACCACCACAACCACACAGCACACCACCACAACCACACAGCACCCCUCCAGCAGCAGCAGUCCCAGCUGGUGCGUCGCGAUGCACGCCGCGCGCUUCCCCGAGUCGCUCUACACAGACGCGUGCGCGCAGCUUGAAGCGCCGCGCUUGGAAGGCGGCUGGGAGUUCUUCGUGGAGUCGUCCGGCAUCAAGAUCCACCGCUUCUACAGAGAGCACUCGGGGCUCUACGAGUACAAGGUGUUUGGCGAUCUCCCGGACGCCGGGCCGCAGCUCUACGCCGACGUCUACAUGGACCUGCAGUACCGCAGGACCUGGGACAGUUACGUCAAAGAGCUGUACGAGAGAGACCACGCCGGGGAGAAGGUCGUCUACUGGGAGGUCAAGUAUCCCUUCCCGCUCUCAAACAGAGACUACGUGUACACGCGCGAGCGGCGAGAGAUCGAGGUGGGCGGCCAAACCGUGUGGGUCGUCGUCGCCAAGAGCGCCGACGUGCCGGGCAUCGUGGAGAAGGCCGGAGUGGUGCGCGUCGCCGACUACCUGCAGAGCCUGGCGCUCACCAGCAACGGCAAGCACGGCACCAAGGUGUUCAUGCACUACUACGACAACCCUGGAGGCAUGAUCCCCAGCUGGCUCAUCAACUGGGCCGCCAAGUCCGGCGUGCCGGCGUUCCUGACGGACAUGCAGAAGGCUUGCCGGGGCUACAGGGACUACUGCCAGAAGGCGGGGAAGCCGCUCUGACCUGGCCCGGUGCGCCAUUUCUCCACCGGCUCUGCGAGAGCUCUCUGCGUCUCCCGUUUACCGCGGAAGACGAAUCCCGGGGGCGGCUUUGUGUGUGCGUGCACGACGCGUGUAGAUUUGAGUUCUUUUUUAAUUAGUGCACGGUUUUUUUCAAACGGCGGCUGAAGUGUUCCUGUCCCGAUAAACGUGCGUGUGCGUGUUACGGCUCCUCCGGCAGGCAAGGCUGCGUUGGCUGGGCCAUGUAGCCUGCAUGCCCAGCCACCGCAUGCCUAAACAGCUUUUGUUCGGCCAGAUCGAGGGGGUUAACUGAGCGCGGCACGAGCUAGAGAAGAGAUGGAGUGAUGUGGUACAGGAGGACGUGGGGCUGAGUGGACUUGCCGAUGACUGGUACCAGCGGUGUCAAGAUCGUUCUCUGUGGAAGAGGCUCGUGAAGGACGCUACUGGGCAGUUGGAGGCAGUCGCCCUCCAACAACAACGGAGGGCGGAGGAGCGACGCUCACAACAACGAGCGGAGCACCGGGUGGCUAAAGCACAGCAAGUUGGCACAGUAGGGGACACGGGUGGUGCAUCAGCCAGUCAUCUCAGUCAUCUCAGUCAUCUCAGUCAGUCGACCUGUGGCAUCUGGGUCUGCCCCGUGACCUGCCAGCGGGCGUUCGACACUUCACGUGGCCUCAAGGUGCACAUAGCCUGGCACAAGCGUCGUGGUGAUUUCACCGCCACUUAGUGGCGAAUGGCAGUUGUUGUUGUUACGGCUCUCUCGUUCGCGAUCCGCUGGCUCGCGAAGCUUCAAUGAAGGCAACCGAACGAGGCGCGCUGUGGUUCCUAUGAGGGCGGACUGCGACGGAAUCGCCCAUCUUGCUGAUAUUAGCCAACCAAAUGAAGGUGGGGGGGUAGGCGUGUCACAUCAUCACUCGAUCGACGGAUCAAUUUGGCAAUGAAUCGACACGGUGAUUAACCCGCAAGUUACGAUGACACCCGGUAUUAUUGAUGUUUGUGAAUUACGGACCGACUGAGUGGAAUCGAUCCAAUUAAUCUCGAUUAACGAUCCACAAUACCAUAUAUGGGCAAACCUCUGAUGGGUGAUUUCAUCGGGUGCACAAUUGUACCGCUCUAUUACAGCGCCCAGGUCUCGAGGCCGGCGUACGAAUCAGGAGCGCCGUUGGGCAAGUGGCGCGGCGUGUCGCAUUGUGUCGUCAUCGCGUUGCAGGAUGACGUCGACGUUGUUGCGAGAUGACGUCACUUAAAUCUGAACGUGGCCCAUCGAUCUCGUGCAAGGAGCCGUGCCGUCGUGAUUCUUUGAGAAUCCUGACCGAUGGGAUUCUCCCCGGCCGGUAUCGGCGGCAAGAUAACCGCAGCUCGAUAUACGAGUGUGGCCACAUCGGCCGAUGCAGAACGCCGCGACACCGCGGACAGAAUGUCGCAAACACUUCAGAUUGGAUCGGCUUGAAUGCUCAAAGAAAAAAAACACAACCGCGUUGCACGUUGAAAACAAGACGCGAAUUGCUUUCGAAUAAAAAUGCAGUGUCUUUUUUUCCCCGGGUGUACAUUGACAUAAAUGUGACACCACAAGUCGAGACAAUGGCAAUAAAGGUGUCUUGCGCCGUG